Chanos chanos (milkfish) is the source of this 3389-nucleotide messenger RNA. RefSeq names its product protein kinase C, beta a (gene prkcba). Gene Ontology annotation, biological process: protein phosphorylation. Gene Ontology annotation, molecular function: diacylglycerol-dependent serine/threonine kinase activity; zinc ion binding; ATP binding. The record is from RefSeq and is a predicted model, not a curated record. The transcript is spliced from 17 exons. Lineage: Eukaryota; Metazoa; Chordata; Actinopteri; Gonorynchiformes; Chanidae. Bases 171 to 2237 code for a protein of 688 amino acids.
UGGAGAUAGGCGGGUGCGUGGGUGCGCUUGCAAGUGAGCCAACCGGGAAGCAAAGCGUUCACCGAGGAAGAAUCCGUGCUGCCGUGAAGCCUAGGUGCUCGAGGAGACAAUACGGAGGUACUACUUGCUACCCAAAUUGUAGGAGCUGUUUAAACAUUUCCGUGUCCAACAUGGCUGACCCAGCUGCUCCUGAGAGUAGCAAUGGAGAGGGUGCAGGAGGUGCUCGAGGCUUCGCAAGACAGGGUGCGUUAAGACAGAAGAACGUGCACGAAGUGAAAAACCACAAGUUCAUCGCGCGCUUCUUCAAGCAGCCGACGUUCUGCAGCCACUGCACCGAUUUCAUCUGGGGUUUUGGAAAGCAAGGUUUCCAGUGCCAAGUGUGCUGCUUUGUGGUGCAUAAACGAUGCCACGAGUUCGUGACUUUCUCCUGUCCAGGUGCAGACAGAGGUCCUGCAUCAGAUGAUCCACGCAGUAAGCACAGGUUCAGGGUGCACACAUACUCCAGCCCAACCUUCUGUGAUCACUGUGGGUCUCUGCUGUAUGGACUCAUUCACCAGGGCAUGAAAUGUGACAACUGUAUGAUGAAUAUUCAUAAACGGUGUGUUGCCAACGUUCCAAAUUUGUGUGGGACGGAUCACACGGAGAGGAGAGGACGCCUGCAGAUCACGGCUGCUAUCACGGACAACACACUAACCGUGACCAUCAAAGAGGCUCGUAACUUGGUGCCAAUGGACCCUAAUGGCUUAUCUGACCCGUAUGUGAAGCUCAAACUGAUUCCUGAUCCAAAGAGCGAGAGCAAACAGAAGACCAAAACCAUCAAGUGUUCCCUCAACCCCACCUGGAACGAGACCUUUGUCUUUCGCCUACGGGAGGCAGACAAGGAUAGGCGCUUGUCAAUAGAAAUUUGGGACUGGGAUCUGACCAGCAGGAAUGACUUCAUGGGCUCUCUCUCCUUUGGAAUCUCUGAAUUACAGAAACAAGGAGUCAACGGCUGGUUUAAGUUGCUAGGUCAGGAAGAAGGAGAGUAUUUUAACGUCCCUGUUCCCCCUGACGGUGAGGAUGGAAACGAAGAACUCAGGCAGAAAUUUGAGGCAUGUCCAUAUACUAACUCCCGCCCUCUGCUCCCUCAGAGAGCUAAGAUUGGUCCCGGCAAUAAAAACACAGACAGCUCCAGCUCCUCAUCCAAUGAUAUCUCCAAAUAUGACGCCAAUGGAAACCAGGACCGCGUCAAACUCGCCGACUUCAACUUCAUCAUGGUGCUGGGCAAGGGCAGCUUUGGAAAGGUGAUGCUGGCAGAGAGAAAGGGCACUGAUGAGCUGUAUGCGGUGAAGAUCUUAAAGAAGGAUGUGGUCAUUCAGGAUGACGAUGUGGAGUGCACCAUGGUGGAAAAGAGGGUCCUCGCUCUCUCUGGGAAACCACCUUUCCUCACACAGCUACACUCCUGCUUUCAGACUAUGGAUCGUCUAUAUUUUGUGAUGGAGUACAUAAAUGGUGGAGAUCUCAUGUACCAGAUUCAACAAGUGGGCAAAUUCAAAGAGCCCCAUGCUGUGUUCUAUGCUGCAGAAAUUGCCAUUGGUCUGUUCUUCCUACACUCAAAGGGCAUUGUUUACAGGGAUUUGAAGCUGGAUAAUGUGAUGUUGGACUCUGAAGGCCACAUUAAGAUUGCUGACUUUGGCAUGUGCAAAGAGAACAUGUUCGAUGGUGUCACUACCAAAACCUUCUGCGGCACACCAGACUACAUUGCACCUGAGAUUAUCGCAUAUCAACCUUAUGGAAAAUCUGUUGACUGGUGGGCCUAUGGAGUUCUAUUGUAUGAGAUGUUAGCAGGACAGCCUCCAUUCGAUGGUGAAGAUGAGGACGAACUCUUUCAGUCCAUCAUGGAACACCAUGUCUCUUACCCCAAAUCCAUGUCCAAAGAGGCUGUGGCCAUAUGCAAGGGGCUGAUGACCAAACAUCCAGGGAAACGUUUAGGCUGCGGUCCAGAGGGAGAGAGAGACAUUAAAGAGCACGCUUUCUUCCGUUACAUGGACUGGGAAAAACUGCAAAACAAAGAGGUUCAGCCUCCAUUCAAACCCAAAGCAUGCGGUCGUGAUGCUGAGAACUUUGACCGUUUUUUCACACGACACCCACCUGUUCUGACCCCACCUGACCAGGAAGUGAUUGCUAAUUUGGACCAAGAUGAAUUCUGCGGCUUCUCUUUCAUUAACCCGUGUUUCCAUCCUCAAGGAUCCAAGUAGCCAAUUGCAGCCCAGACGUACUUUGUGGACCUGUCAGAGACCUCAGACUCUGAGCUCACUGAUGUGGAGAGAGCAAGCACAAAAAAAUGGACCCUUCAAAUUGAUGAAUGCAGUUUGUACCAACAUUGUCUCAUAAUUCAUAUAUCAGUUUUACAUUUUCAGAACAUUGCUGAAUUCCACCUCUUACAAAAAGACACACUUCAAUUAUGACAAGCAUAUGAACACACACACACACAUAUAUCUGUCUUGCAUCUCAUCUGUUUGAUCUUGUUUGUCAGUGAACAAGAAAUAAGGGACCAAAUUGAUGAACUAAUGAACAUGUAAAUGAAUGAGUCCAGGAACAUACAAUACCUAAUCAUCUACAGUGUGUGUGUGAGUGCGUGUGUGCGUAAGUGGGUAUGCACGUGUGUGUGACUUGUACUGUUCCUUCUGUCUUAAGAGGUCUUUAGAUAUAUGAGGGGGGGUCAUUAAAAACCUGAGAAGUGCCAAGGGAUAUAGUUCUAACAUAUCAUACAUCUGAUUGCUGAUUAACCGUUUACUGUUUGGUCAGGUUGUUUACUAGACUGGACUGUUCUGGGUCCAUACACAGUGUGUGUUUUAAAGACAGAACUGUGUUUAGGACAAACAUAGCUGUGCCAAAUCAGAAUAUUUAGCAGUUCAUGGGAGGGGAGGAGAGGAAUACUAAUGGACAAUAGACUAGACACCCAUCCCUCAAACACGUGUCAAAUGUACAAACACGCACGCAGGCACGCACACACCAGUUUGCCUCAAAUAUAUAUAUUUUUAAUGCCUUAUGUUAAAAUACAAGCAAGUUCUACAAAGUCACACAUUACCAAUAUGUUUUAAACUGGAAGUGCUGUUUUUGUAAUGUCCCAGCCCAAACUCCAAAUGCAUUAUCUUUGUUGUCAUUAAAUGAUGUAUAUCUCUGUAGUGGUUAAUUUAAACGACUCCUCACAGUAAUUGCCGGAUUUCUGUGGUGAUGAGUGAUUAGUAGCUGUUUAAAGGGAGAUGUGAGGAAAAUGUAAAGGUGUGUGAUUUUGUGUAGCCAGACAUCUAAAAAGACCUGCCAGUGUUUUGAUCAGAUUACUGUGAAACUGUGGGGGGAAAAAAAUCUCUUUCUAUAGCAACAGAAAUAUAUAUAUGUAUGAAUGG